GCAUUUGGCUUCAUCGCCACAUUCCUACUGGCUGUCAGCAUAUGGACAUCCUAUAAGGUCACAUGUGGUUCCCAGCCAACCAGUGCUUCUGUGUAAAACGGAUCUAUCAUUUCUUCCCCUGAAGUACCAAGAUGACUUCAUUGUCAGUGUGCUGUGCGACAGUAACUUCUUACCCCAACAACUGGCCCGGGGCCCAUUAAACAAUCAGAACUUCAGCUUAGCCCGAGACUGGUUUCACUUCAGGAUAGCUACAAGUUAGCCAGUUAACUUUGUUAAACACUCUAUUUUGUACAGUUUACAAAGAAAGCUUAAAGUAAUUUCUCCUUCUUUGAGAUACACGACCGGUCAGUUGUUAGGGAUAAGAAGUCACCUGUGUGUGCUCUGAAGAGCAGACAGCUGUUGUUUCAUGUAAGUGCCUCCAUAGUGUUUAAACUAAGGGCUAGGCUGAGAACCAGACCAAACCACCCCUCCAUCUUCAAUGGUCGCUAUUUCAAUGCUUUGAAAUCAAAAGAGGACAUAAGCUGUUUUUCAGUGUUGCCCAGAAGAUUUUUAGAGUUCGAUAUGUCAAUGCCACCCCUGUUUACAUUAUUUAUUUGAGAGCAAAUUUUUAUGAUAAAGUUUUGUGCUUUUAUGUUCACGCUUACUACUGUCACAGUAUUAUAGGCUGCUUUUGAGAAGAAUAUAAUCAUAAAAAGGUCAACCUUUAGCCUCACACUAUCACAUGUAUUUAAACAUCUCUUCUUUAUCUGAUGUGUUUGACUUUGUAUAUGGGUUUAUAUUUCAAACAUGCUUUUGUUUGACUGAAGUAAAAGGGAAACUCAACAGCA
This is a messenger RNA of Salvelinus sp. IW2-2015, 827 nucleotides long. Lineage: Eukaryota; Metazoa; Chordata; Actinopteri; Salmoniformes; Salmonidae. The record is from RefSeq and is a predicted model, not a curated record.